AUGCAAUCACGGAAAUUGAACGGCUCAGCUCACAGCCCGUCGGAGCGAGUGAUGAACGCUUUAUUUUCACGGACCGUGGAGGCGAAAUUGUGGCUUGUGGCUGCACGCGCAUUACAAAGCUCCAACCCACCAGUGAUGUAUCCUGAAUAUACCGACGAAAAGGGCAACUAUGUCUACCGAACCCUUGACUUCUGGAUAUCGGGCUUCUUCCCUGGAUCAUUGUAUCUUUUACUAGAACGCGAGAUUCGUCAUAAUCGGAACAUUUCCCUAUCGAAAUAUUCCUACACCGAUUCCGAGUUAAGACCUCACCACCUUCAACUCGAAUACCUGUGCCGAUGGUGGACCGCCAACCUGCACCAAAACGCCUUGAAGCGCGAUACGCAUGACCUUGGAUUCAUGGUCGCACCGUGGGCUAUGAAAGCGUGGGAACUGCAGCGCGAUCCAGCUGCCUUCAAUACCCUAGUGAUGGCCGCGCAUUCCCUUGCCACUCGAUUCAACGCCAAUACAGGGUGCCUGCGAAGCUGGGAUGUGUGCAUUACGAACAAGUACAAGUAUGCAGACCCAUCUGUCGAUUUUCUAGUCAUUAUUGACAACAUGUUGAAUUUGGAUCUCCUUUUCUGGGCUGCAAAAGAAACCUCGAACGGUAAAUUGCACGAUAUUGCGCAAGCGCAUGCACACGCGACACGUAAAUACCACAUCCGGGAAGACAACAGUACAUUCCAUGUCGUCAACCUUGACCCAGAGUCCGGUGAUAUUAAAUCCCGGUUUACAAACCAAGGCUACAGUGAUGACAGUUGCUGGGCUCGAGGACAGGCGUGGGGAAUCCUGGGGUUCAUGCAGACUUUUUUGUGGACGCGAGACUUGUCAUUCCUCAACACAGCCAAGGACUUGGCGGACUACUUUAUUGCACACUUACCGGCUGAUGGUGUACCCUAUUGGGACUUGACUGCGCCAGUGACAGACACUAGCCCACGAGAUACAUCUGCGGCCAUGGUGGCCGCUUGUGGCAUGCUUCACCUCUACAAAGCGUUGGGCGAUCCCAAUCAGGCCCAUCACUACCUAUCUGAAGCGAUAAAACUUGUCAAUAACGUCGUGGACAUGUUUAUGGUCCCCGAUACUGUUUUUUUUGAGGCCACGCAUUCUCAACCACAUGUCCCGCUUUACUUGGAAGGUUGUACCGGCCCCAACUCCGGGGUCGAUUUCGACGUCCUACAGGUUAGGCACAAUCCUGGUUCGGACAUCAAAAACUGCGAGACGAUUCUAGGUGGCGCCACUAUCAACAAUUAUGAGUUUGCGCCGAGGAGAUGGUCAAACCAUGGGCUAGUCUAUGCCGACUAUUACUUCUUGCUGUUUGGUAAUAUGAUGCUCCACAUGGGGAUUGGCGACUCCAUCCGACCAUGA
Molecule: messenger RNA, 1401 nt
Organism: Penicillium nucicola
Lineage: Eukaryota; Fungi; Ascomycota; Eurotiomycetes; Eurotiales; Aspergillaceae
Product: glycoside hydrolase family 88 protein
Exons: 2
Coding region: 1-1401 (466 amino acids)
Biological process (GO): polysaccharide catabolic process
Molecular function (GO): chondroitin hydrolase activity
Source: RefSeq, a predicted model, not a curated record